AUGAAAGAAUAUUCUUACAUUUGGCGAUUAUUUACUACAUAUGGUAUUCCAUUAACAGUACCAUGCAUUAUUUAUUACUUUAUCGAAUUAAUUCGAAGAAAGAAGAGGAAAAAUUCACUUGAUGGAAAGGUGGUGCUGAUCACUGGUGCUAGUUCAGGUUUAGGUGAAGAGUUAGCUCAUGUUUUUUACAGUUGUGGUUGCAAAGUUAUUCUAGUAGCCAGAAGAAACGAAGAAUUAAUUAGAGUAAAAAACUCAUUAAUUCAAACACAUCCCAAUAUUGAAAGAUAUCCACCAAUGACAAUAUCACUAGAUGUCACAAAAUUUGACCUUUUGAACGCAGAAGUUGACAAAAUAUUGGCUAUUUAUGGUCGGUUAGACAUUUUGAUCAACAAUGCCGGUAUUUCCUACCGAGGAAGAGUCGACAAAACAACGAUCGACGUAGACAUGAAAGUAAUGAUGAUAAAUUAUUUUGCUCAAAUUGCGCUAGCGAAAGCUGUCAUUCCCUCGAUGAUAAAGCAAAGAUCUGGACACAUUGUCUGUGUAAGUAGUGUACAAGGAAAAAUCAGUAUUCCUUACAGGUCAGCUUACGGAGCUUCGAAACACGCUCUCCAAGCCUGGUGUGAUUCUGCUAGAGCUGAGUUAAAUAAGAAUUGCAUCAAAGUAACUGUUGCAAGCCCAGGGUACAUCAAAACGUCUAUAUCCCUUAACGCAGUCACAGAAGGCGGUAAAUGCUAUGGUAAAAUGGACAAAUCAACUGAAGAAGGCUACGAACCUAAAUACGUUGCUAACGAAAUAUUGUUAGCAGUUUUGCGAGAACAAAACGAAGUUAUCACAGCUCCUAUUUUACAUAAAUUUGUUUGUAGUUUUAUUGUGGCCUAA
This is a messenger RNA of Cotesia congregata, 879 nucleotides long. Lineage: Eukaryota; Metazoa; Arthropoda; Insecta; Hymenoptera; Braconidae. The record is from the annotation of a GenBank genome assembly.